Messenger RNA from Vitis vinifera (wine grape), 1215 nucleotides. RefSeq names its product (+)-neomenthol dehydrogenase. NCBI's taxonomy places the organism in Eukaryota, Viridiplantae, Streptophyta, Magnoliopsida, Vitales, Vitaceae. Gene Ontology annotation, molecular function: oxidoreductase activity, acting on the CH-OH group of donors, NAD or NADP as acceptor. The coding region runs from base 142 to 1038 and encodes 298 amino acids. Gene Ontology annotation, cellular component: membrane. The record is from RefSeq and is a predicted model, not a curated record. The transcript has 5 exons.
AAUCAGCGUUGCAUUUACUUUUAUGCCCAUAAACUUCAUUUUCGGGACAGAAAGUUGAAAAACUUCGCCAAUAUCUGUAUAACAAAACUCAAAGCCAAUCCAAUUUUUCUGUCUUCACACACAAAUCCUUUCUCAAAAACAAUGGCCGAAGCAACAAAGAAGUAUGCAGUUGUUACAGGAGCAAAUAAAGGAAUUGGGUUGGGAAUAUGUAGGGAGUUGGCAGCUAAUGGGGUGACAGUGGUGCUAACAGCUAGAGAUGAAAAGAGGGGUGUUGAAGCUCUUGAAAGCCUCAAAGGAUCUGGUCUCUCUAAUGUGAUUUUUCAUCAGCUUGAUGUUGGGCAGCCUGCAAGUAUUGCUUCCCUUGCGGAUUUCAUCAAAACCCAGUUUGGGAAGCUUGAUAUCUUGGUGAAUAAUGCAGGCGUAAUUGGAAUGAUAGUAACAGAUCCUGAUGCUUUAAGAUCAGCAAUCGCUGCUGCUCAGGGAAGAAUAGGAGAAGUCAAUUGGAAUGAAAUAGUGAUUCAGCCUUUGGAGAUGGCAGAAGAAUGCCUGAAAAUAAACUAUUAUGGGCCAAAGAGGAUGAUUGAAGCACUAAUGCCUCUUCUCCAGUUAUCAGAUUUGCCAAGGAUUGUCAAUGUUUCCUCCUCCGGUGGGAAGUUGCAGAAUAUUCCAAAUGAAUGGGCAAAAGGAGUGUUAAGUGAUGCUGAAAACCUUACAGAAGAGACAGUGAUAGAGGUGUUGAACCAGUUUCUAAAAGAUUUCAAAGAGGGGUUAUUAGAAGCUAAGAGCUGGCCCACUUUUUUCUCUGCCUAUAGAGUCUCGAAAGCAGCCUUGAAUGCCUACACGAGGCUUCUGGCCAAGAAGUACCCGACUUUCUGCAUCAACUGUGUCUGCCCUGGCUAUGUCAAGACAGAUAUAAACUACAAUAGUGGCAUCUUAACUGUUGAGGAAGGCGCUGAAAGCCCUGUUAGAUUGGCUCUGCUGCCUGAUGGCGGGCCUUCUGGUCUAUUCUUUGUUAGGAAGGAAGUGUCUGACUUCUAACUGAAAACGGUUCAUUGCUAGAUAUGAAACAAGAGCAACAUAGCAUAGAGACUCUGUUUGUUGCUUUUCCUAUGGCUUGCAACUUUGCAUGAAUCUUAGGCUAAUACCUUCACCCAGAAAUGCUUAUGAUCUUUUAUAUUGGAUGGUCUAUGAAGUACAUGAUAGACUGUUGACUUA